ACACCGCACCGCUCCCCGCGGCCCCGGUGCCCGCAGCACCCGCACCCGGCCGGACCAUGAUGUCGUGUGCCGAGCUGCUGGCCGUGUGCCUGCUCUCAGCAGACCGCGGUCACAAGCCCCACCGCCAGCCGCUGCCCAUCUUCCACGACAUUUUCCGGCGAGCCGACAAGAACGACGAUGGGAAGCUGUCAUUCGAGGAGUUCAAGAACUAUUUCGCUGACGGCAUCCUGAGCUCGGAGGAGCUGUGGGAGUUGUUCAGUGGCAUCGACCGGCGUCACUCAGACAACGUGGACACGGAGAAGCUGUGCGAUUAUUUCUCGGCGUACCUGGGGGAAUACGGGAAUGUGCUCUCCGCCCUGGAAACGCUCAACGCCGCCGUGCUGGCAGCCAUGGACAAAACCAAGCUGAGGUACGAGACCUCCUCCAAGAUGGAGCAGUUCCUGACCCGGUUCCUGCUGCGGGAAACCAUGCACCAGCUGCAGUCGCUGCAGGCGUCCCUCGAGUGCGCCGUGGACACCGUGGAGGAGCAGGCGGGACGGGAGAGAAAGGAGAUCAAGAAAUCGGAGACUUUGGUUGGCCUGAGGUCAGGGCGGCGGUGUGGGCGCAGGGGACAGAGGAACGUCUGCCUGUCCCCAACAGAGCCCUACUCUGGGAUGCUGACAACAGGUGUUUGUGUCGAGGACAGCAGCCAGUGGAAGGCUCAGAUCAACAGGCUCCAGCAGCUCAUCGAGAAGCUGGAGUGCAAGAGCCCUCGCCUGGAGCCGCUGAAGGAGGAAGCCGUGUGCAAGGGACAGGAUGCACACAUCCUGGUGGCCAAGAGGCAGAUCUCGGUGGCCACCAGCAGCAUCGAGGAGUUCCGGCGGGCGUUCCGCUGCUACACCGAGGGCACGGCCGGGCACAGCAGCUGCCUGCAUGUCUCUGCCUGCAAGCUGAGGGACGAGCCCUGCUUCAUCCUGUACGAGUUCUGGCAGGACGUGACCUCGUGGAGAAGCCACUUGCAGUCCAGCUGCAGCAAGACUUUCCAGCAGUCCAUCCUCAGCUUGCUGGAGUCCCCGGAGCUGCUGACCACCAUGCUCUUCCCAGCGUCCUGGUGGAUCAUGAACAACAACUGACCCGGGGCAGCCGUCUCCAGGACACCACCAGCAUGCGGGAGGACGUGGAGCCCUGGGCACAGCCGUCACCUUUGUCACCUCCCUGUUCCCUCCUGUGGCCAGCGGGGGCUGCCUGCUCUCGGCCCCGCCAGUGUUUUGCUCCUUCGCUCUUUUCAUGUUAAUUUAUUUAUUUCUCCUGCUCCUAA
Molecule: messenger RNA, 1297 nt
Organism: Hirundo rustica (Barn swallow)
Lineage: Eukaryota; Metazoa; Chordata; Aves; Passeriformes; Hirundinidae
Gene: NECAB3
Product: N-terminal EF-hand calcium binding protein 3
Exons: 13
Coding region: 57-1112 (351 amino acids)
Biological process (GO): regulation of amyloid precursor protein biosynthetic process
Cellular component (GO): cytoplasm; Golgi cis cisterna; endoplasmic reticulum
Molecular function (GO): calcium ion binding
Source: RefSeq, a predicted model, not a curated record